UUUAACAAAUCCAAAUUUUAAAAAAAAAAAUCUUAAUCAAUUGUCGAUCUAGAAUCUGCUUUUUCCUUUUUUUUUUUAAUUGAUAAUCAUUAGCUGGACACUGCUUAUAAACCAAAGCUAAAAGCAAAGCAAAGCAAAAUUUAGCAUUAAUGGAGAGAAGCAAAGUGACGAGGAUGUUAAUGAUAGUUCUGGGAUUGGCUUUAGUACUGUUAAUGGCCGAUGCUACAAGAGGUGAACAAGGCGGACUACGAGUCAUGCAAUGCUGAUCAUCCACUUCACAACUGGACGACUGAACCCGGAAGGGAUGUUGUUCCACUAAACGUCACUCGGAAUUACUAUUUCAUUAGCGGCAGAGGGUUCUGCUAUGGGGGCAUGAAGGUAGCAGUUCGCGUCGAGAACCGGCCUCCUCCUCCAACAUCUGCUCAGUUGACUGAAAAGAGUCACUCCUCAUCAAGUCCGAUUGUCUACAUAGGCCAACUUGUUUUACCAGCUAAUUUCAUCAUUGCUGCAUUAUGGGAUGCGUUUACCCGAAUUUGGUACUUUCCAAAAUUGAGAUCCAACGUAGACAGUUCCUUCGUUGUGAAACGAGUCGAGUUCAAUCAUAUUUUAUAUUUCAUUUCCUUAAUUGAUUCAUACGUUAUUGAUUUUCAUUUCACAUUUUAUCUAUAUAUUUCAAAUUAAAAUAAUAAGAGAAAAAAAAUGAAAUAU
Molecule: messenger RNA, 708 nt
Organism: Gossypium raimondii (Peruvian cotton)
Lineage: Eukaryota; Viridiplantae; Streptophyta; Magnoliopsida; Malvales; Malvaceae
Product: lamin-like protein
Exons: 2
Coding region: 220-681 (153 amino acids)
Molecular function (GO): electron transfer activity
Source: RefSeq, a predicted model, not a curated record